UUGUCGGUUGGAACCGGACAGAAGAACAGAGCACAGAAUUUUCCUGUUAGGUUCUUCGAUUCGAUCUGUUCGAUACCGGAUGCCCAAAGAUUCUCGUAUAACCGACACCCUGAAUAUUAAAAGUUUUAUGAAGGGGCUUUUAUUUUUUAUUAGAGACCAAGCCUCCAUUAGAGACCGAGCUAAGCCCCAAGAUCGAACGGAGCAAUCCUCAAAAAUUUUUUCAGGAGGUUCUACAUAAUAAAGGUGUGACAGCAAGCUUAGGAGCGCUGUCUAGAAAAUAUAAAAAAAAUUUUUCUUUAAUUAAAAUUUUUAUUUUAGCACAUGCCUGUGUGGAGGAAAUAUGCGCGGAUCGUUCUCCCACACAUUGGACUUAUAUUGCUAUCAUUAUUUUAUGUGGUUGGAGGGGCUUUUAUUUUUUAUCAUUUGGAGAGUCCAAACGAGAUGGAUAUUAGGCGAGAUACAAUGGAAUUAAUAGAAAAAGAAAGGAACGAUAUGUUGGAAUAUCUCUGGAUAAAAAUAAAUGAUGAAAAUUAUUCUGAGGAAGAGUUGGAACAAAUUGCCUUGGAAAGGGUAGAUAACAUUAGUCGUAUUCUGUUUGAAGCAUUUGAUACACACUAUGUUGGUCUAUCGUUGUUACAAAGUGAAAAUGUCAAUGUAACACAGGGGACGUGGAGCAUGACAACUGCAAUUUUCUUCACAUCAACCCUUCUAACAACUAUCGGUUAUGGUAAUCUAGUGCCUGUAACCAGCCUUGGUCGGAUGUUCUGUAUAUUUUAUGCACUCUUUGGUGUUCCAUUAAUUUUAAUUACAGUUACUGACAUUGGAAAAUUCCUAUCCGAACAAAUUGUUUGGCUAUAUACUCGUUAUGCGCGGGCUAAACAUCGGUUUAGAGACCGUUUAUUACAACAGCAACAACAACCUUUAUCUUCUGGGGCAGCAGAACUUGCCUCCGCUUCAUCUCCGCAGAGAAGUAUGCUGCGAGCACAACUACACGAACUUGGAUUAGAUAAUGUCCAUAUUCCGAUAACCUUAAUUGCUGCAAUUCUGAUUGGUUAUAUGAGUAUAGGAGCCCUUCUCUUGGCAAGCUGGGAAAACUGGGCAUUAUUUGAUGGUUUUUAUUACUCUUUUAUAACAAUGACAACAGUUGGAUUUGGCGAUUUGGUUCCAACAAAGCGAGAAUUUUAUAUUAUUGACCUUUUCUACAUUGUGGUUGGACUUGCUAUAACUACAAUGUGCAUAGACCUAGUUGGCAUUGAAUACAUCGAAAAGAUUCACUACUUUGGCCGAGCAAUUUCCGGCGCUCGCUUUGCUUUAGUCAACGUUGGAGGAAAAAUGGUUAGGGUGCCAGACUUGAUGAGAUGUGCCCAUGUAUUACAACAAAAAUAUGGGCAAAGAAAGACCUCUGGAAAAAAUAAAAAUGAUUCGACAACAACUGCAUUACUCCACCAAUUUAUUGUCUGGCGGGGAGCCUAUGCACCAAGAGAUCUAGGCUAUAUUCGAUUUAUUGACAUAGGCUCACUUGCCAGCUUCGAAUCCUUGUCAAGUUUAAUCUCAAGUAUUUUUACCGGCAAAAAAUCAAGAGAACCGAGUGUUGUUGUACCAACAUAUGUUUAAAAAAAAUUUUGUUUAUGCUCACGCAUUUAAAAUAUUAAUAAAAAUUUUAUUGAGAGAAAUUUUUUUAAAAAAUUGUAAAAAUUAAGCAGUUUAAUAAUAAUGUCUCUUUUUUGCCUUUUAGCAAGUACAGCCAUUUGAAUGGAAUUUCUCGCAACAUUUCAUUCGGUUUCUGCAAUCGUCAUACCUGUUUUUUG
This is a messenger RNA of Meloidogyne enterolobii, 1808 nucleotides long. The record is from the annotation of a GenBank genome assembly. Lineage: Eukaryota; Metazoa; Nematoda; Chromadorea; Rhabditida; Meloidogynidae.